Messenger RNA from Mesorhabditis spiculigera, 366 nucleotides. The record is from the annotation of a GenBank genome assembly. NCBI's taxonomy places the organism in Eukaryota, Metazoa, Nematoda, Chromadorea, Rhabditida, Rhabditidae.
AUGAAAUUGGUAAGAAUCGCUACUGCAACCCAGCAUGAAGAACUCAGACCGACAACGCGAUUUUGGACGCUGCAAGACAACCCGGCGACAUUCGAGGAGGCAGUAAAUAGAGCAAAGCAGCUCGACAAAAUGAUCCAGCGCAGUUCAAUGAAUUCCUCAUCUUCCGGGCCAGCAACUUCUACAGUAAAACCAACAGCGAACAUUAAAUUGAACGCUUGCCCGACAUCUAGAUUUCAUCUACUCACACACGCUCGCUGGAACACCCCGAGUAAAUAUUCCACCACUGCGGACAACGACCACCAACUCCAGUCCCGGAUCCGAGGACGGAUCCGAUGUAAGGUGGGAGGUGUAAAGUAUCCAGGGAGC